This is a messenger RNA of Penicillium cataractarum, 1083 nucleotides long. RefSeq lists its product as uncharacterized. Gene Ontology annotation, cellular component: chromatin. Bases 1 to 1083 code for a protein of 360 amino acids. Lineage: Eukaryota; Fungi; Ascomycota; Eurotiomycetes; Eurotiales; Aspergillaceae. Gene Ontology annotation, molecular function: DNA-binding transcription factor activity, RNA polymerase II-specific; zinc ion binding; RNA polymerase II cis-regulatory region sequence-specific DNA binding. The record is from RefSeq and is a predicted model, not a curated record. Gene Ontology annotation, biological process: DNA-templated transcription; regulation of transcription by RNA polymerase II. The transcript has 3 exons.
AUGCGCUUCGUGGAUACAUUUUUCCAACAUGCAUACAGCAGCAAUCCAUUCAUCCACAAAGCCUCCUUCAACGUCAAUACUGCAUCCCGGUCCCUCGUUCUAGCUAUCUUACUCUUCGGCUUAACGUAUGCCUCCCCCGAGAGUGCCUCUGCUUAUAGCGAGUAUUUCGGUAUGGUUGAAUAUCUCAUCUUCGAGGGACCAGAAUUCCAGCAAUUGUUACGCCAGAAGGACCAUCCGGUCGUUUCCACGGCAAUUAUACAGCUUGUUCAAGCGGCAAUACUCAUAAUCGAACUACAAGGCUCACAAGCUAAAGUGGAAAUAAAGAGACGGAUUCGAGUGCAGAGACUACCGGCUUUAAUAUUCGUGGUUCGAUUGUUGAAUCUUACCAAAAUGGUGAACGAUACAAUUCUUGAUAGCCACGUUGUCACGUUAGAGGAAUAUUUGCGCAAAGAGACCCUUGUGAGGGUAAUGGCAUGGGUUUAUCUUGUUGAUGCCCACUGUGUCAUAUUUUAUCACUCGCCUCCUCAGAUCAGACUCUUUGAAGCGGACUUUAGUCUUCCUAUGCACGAUACUAUUUUUGACGCGAUCCACCCAGACGAAACGAGCAGUGUUACCUUGGAUCAAAGAUCUCAGGCUUCACCAUUGACUCUCCGAUCAGUAGUGCAAAGGUUGAUGGAGGAUAAGCCCAUUGAUCAAGAAGCAGAGCCUCCACAAGUCAAUAGUCUCUUCGGAUUAUUCCUUAUCCUAAGUGCACUUCACUGCGUCUUAUUCGACCUCCAAGCAAUUGCGAAUAUCACCAAUACCCCAGACACCUUGAAACCUAUAGAACGUGCAUUGGAUAGGUGGAAGCUUAUAUGGGACUCGAAAUAUACGGAGCAUCAGCUAUCAUCUAUAGGCCCGUCGGGAUUUAUGGUUCAUGCGUUGGAGUUCUGGUGGCUGGGGAAGAGGUUAGUGAAAAAUCCGCAUAUGUUUAGUAUGAGAGGAGAAGUUGCGGCAGAUUCGACGGGGGCUUUCCAUGAGAUGAUUAAGAGCCUUAAGGGAGGGCAGAUGGAUCAAGAUGUCUCGCAACUGCCUGUUGGUUAA